AUGGAGUUGAAUGGUGGUGUUGUCAAGUGUUACAUUGAAGAGAAUCCAAAGGAUACUCUCUUGGUAGGAAAGUUCACCUUGGAAGAUAUGAAUCCACAAAAUGGUGUUGUUAACUCUGGUUUAGGUACAUACAGAAACAUAGAAGCAGACAAGAUGAAUGAAUUCAUUGCAUUGACAGUAUUAGUUACUGACCCAGAAAAGCGUGAAGUACUUUCAAAGACUAUGGGUUCAACUGGUAGAUUCGCUUUCCAAACAGCAAUGGGAGGUGAAUACAAGAUUUGCGUCUCAACCAAUCCAUCAAAAUGGUUCGGUCCACAAGUCAAGACAAGAUUACAUUUAGAUAUUCAAGUUGGUGCCAACGCCAAUGAUUACGAAGAAAUUGCCAAGGUUGAACAUUUAAAUAACCUUGAAAUUUCAGUAAAGAGAUUAAACGAUAGAGUUACACAAAUUAGAAAGGAACAAAGUUACCAAAAGGGACGUGAAGUUGUUUUCCGUAAUACCUCUGAAAGCACCAACAGCAGAGUCAUGUGGUGGUCUGUUUUACAACUUAUCAUUCUCGUCCUCACUGGUAUGUGGCAAAUGAGACAUUUGAAGUCUUUCUUCAAGGCAAAGAAACUCGUCUAA
Messenger RNA from Cavenderia fasciculata, 624 nucleotides. RefSeq names its product emp24/gp25L/p24 family protein (gene empC). The record is from RefSeq and is a predicted model, not a curated record. NCBI's taxonomy places the organism in Eukaryota, Evosea, Eumycetozoa, Acytosteliales, Cavenderiaceae. The transcript is spliced from 4 exons. The coding region runs from base 1 to 624 and encodes 207 amino acids. Gene Ontology annotation, cellular component: endoplasmic reticulum-Golgi intermediate compartment; COPII-coated ER to Golgi transport vesicle; Golgi apparatus. Gene Ontology annotation, biological process: endoplasmic reticulum to Golgi vesicle-mediated transport; intracellular protein transport; Golgi organization.